CACACACAGACGGGGACACACACGUCUCGUUUCUCACUGGAGACGCUUUAGUCCUCCGAGCAGAGAGGCCGAAUACCGUCGACCCUUCAGCCGCCUUUUAUCUGGGAGAAGAAUUCAAAAAGCGCAGCCAUGGGGAAAGGAUGCCUCAGAGUCACCAAGUACUUUCUAUUUAUCUUCAACCUCCUCUUCUUUAUCUUCGGAGGGUUGAUCAUGGGCUUCGGCCUGUGGGUCCUCUUUGAUAACCAGAGCUUCAUCGUUGUUCUACAGGAAUCGUCAGACACAGUGAAAGUGGCCUCUUACAUUCUCGUCGGAGUGGGUUCCCUGUCCAUGGCCAUGGGCUUCUUCGGCUGCAUCGGAGCCAUCUACGAAGUCCGCUGUCUGCUGGGUCUGUACUUCACCUGCCUGCUGCUCAUCCUCAUCGCCCAGGUCACCGCUGGAGUUCUCAUCUACUUCCAAAGAGAUCGGUUAAAACACGAAAUGUCCAACAUCAUGAAGGGCAUGAUCAUCAACUACACCGGCCAGAAUAGGACCACAGAGCACAGCUGGGACUACGUUCAGAAGACGAUGAAGUGCUGUGGAUGGACUGGUCCAGGCAACUGGUCUGAGAACAUACUGAUCAAGAACAGCUCCCUGAACCUCUACUCGUGUUCCUGUCGCAAUGAAUCCCUCCCUGGCACGGACGUCAGGGAAGUAGGCCUCUGUCAGCGUCUGUCUGCAGAAGCGCCCAUCUACGAAACGGGCUGUUUAGCCAGUGUGGAGAAAUGGCUCCUGGAAAACUGUGGAGUUAUUCUGGGAAUCUGUGUCAGUGUGGCAGUCAUAGAGCUCCUCGGGAUGAUCCUCUCCAUGUGUCUUUGCAAGAGCGUCGUCCAGGAGGAUUAUACCAAAGUACCCAAGUACUGAGCUUCACACCACGCACAGAUGGAUGGACUCCUUCCCCUUCUUUCUGUCUCUUUUCUACACAGACACCUCUCAAAGUUCCAACACAACUUAUUGGACUAUUCUUGUCUUAUCAUUUCAUGUUUUUUAAGGAGACAUUUAUUGUGUAUUUUUGUUAAUGACCGAGAGUUAUUUGAUAAAACGCAAAUGUUUGUUUAGGAUUUGUUUUUGUUUUCCUUGGCGGACCUCAAUGAAUAGCUCAUAAUAGUUAGUAGCGAGAGCACUUUAGUGACAUUUGGGACACACUGUAAGAUGAGAGGGGCGCGGUGGGUGGGUGGGUGCAUGGUGGACAAUCCCCAGGAUUGAUGCCACUUUGUAUUUCUGGUGUGGAGGGCGGAGGAGAGGGCAGGGCUGCUGCUGUGGAGGUUCUGGCUUCUGUCAUCAGCUCCUUGUACCCAGAAGCCCUGAUAUUAACCUCCCUUUACACCCGUCAUCAUGGCCUCCUCCUUCCUCCCUCCAUCUGUUAUCCUGUCUGCCCUCCUCUCGGGUGUGUCUGACUGUAGCUCUGGAAAAUGGCUACUUUGGCCUGAAGUUAGUGUAUUUUUUAUUUCUAAUUUUAUAGUCUCAUGACAUCAUAUCUUCUUUUUUACAUCUGUGUAUAUAUGACUGGUGAGGGCUUGGUCAGCGUUUUAUAGGAGAAAGCUGUCACCCACAUGCUCUAGUUUUAAGCGUGCUAUUGUUUCCUCUCAGUUGUUAAUGCUGUACUGAAUGUGGUGGCCACAGCGGCACUAUUUGGGUAUGAAUCUGAGAAAUUUGAUCCUUCAGAGUGAAUCUGUCAUCACUAAUGAAGCUGUAUUUUAAUUUCUUUAUCAUUGCGUGAGUUUUACUGAGAAACGUAGCUUGCAGUGAUUGCAACACCAGAGGCAGCCAUGAGCACGUUCUAUCAAAUCAUGCUCAUGUUUUACACCAACGUUGCUUUGACUUCCCCCUGCCCACUCGUCAUCUCAGUUCCUCUCCUUCUAACACGCUAUUAUUGAAAAAGGUGUUAAAAAAAGGUCAUAACAGUCAGCAUAUAUUUAAUGGGCUGCCAAAAUGAAACUUUAAUUUAUCUUAAUGAGAGAUGAAGGCUUUUUAUUGUGUGUUUAAGGUAUUUUUUCACUUUUACAAAAAAAAGGAAUAUUGUUUAGUAGAAUAUAGAAAGAUGUGUGUUUGUUUUUAUUAUCGAGGAUCAUUAAUAAACCCUAACCCAGUAGAAUCCA
This is a messenger RNA of Gasterosteus aculeatus aculeatus (three-spined stickleback), 2135 nucleotides long. RefSeq names its product CD82 molecule b (gene cd82b). NCBI's taxonomy places the organism in Eukaryota, Metazoa, Chordata, Actinopteri, Perciformes, Gasterosteidae. The record is from RefSeq and is a predicted model, not a curated record. Gene Ontology annotation, cellular component: plasma membrane.